GGUUGUUUUCAUUGGUGAUUGUUGUCGAACACUUCGUUCUCUCUCUUUGGACCCGUAAUGUCUUUUAUUAGAGGCUAAUCAACUUCAUUCACGCCGUUAAUAAUCCAGUAUGUCCGGAAGUGCAGAUCCACCACCACGCCCGCCACCCCCUACUGCGGGUGCUAUCACUCAUUAUAACAUCGAGCUACAGUGGGCAGAUGCCCUCGAGAGAGUGAACGAGAUGAUGAGCACCAGGAAAGGCGACAACCGCACCAAGGUUGUGCUCCAACAGGAAGACAAGCGUGGCAAUUGGGAUCUGGUCUACAGUGGAUAUUCAAAGCGGACAGUGGUAGAUGGCCUUGAACCCCUCUCAAAAUAUCGCUUCCGACUUCAAUUCAAAACUGCCGGUGGUUCCAGUGAUUGGAGCGCCCCCUGCUCUGUUGCCACACGCAAGGAGCCUUUAACCACAGAACAUCUCCAUAGAGCAGUAAACAGAGCUGAUCUUAUGGAAAUAGAAAAAGUCAUAGCAUCUGGGGAUGUCAAUAUAGAGACGCCUGAUAAAUAUGGUUUCACCGCACUCAUGCAAGCAUCACAGAAGGGACACAAAAGUGUGUGUGAGCUCCUCAUCUCAAAAGGAGCCUAUGUCGAUGAACCAAAUGAGUCUUACAAAACUGCCUUGAUGCUUGCCGCGUAUUCUGGUCGAAUGGAGAUCGUUGAGUUACUACGGGAACACAGCGCCAAGUAUGAUACCCGCGAUAAAGGUGGGUCAGCACCACUUCAUUACGCUGUGGAUGGGAGCAAACUCGAUGUCAUAAGGUGGAUGAUGGAAGAUGGCGCUGAUGUCAAUAUCACAGACAACACCUCUGGAUGGACGCCAUUAAUGCGAGUUGCGGCAGUGACUGGUAAUCGUGACGUGGCUAAGUUACUGAUCAACAAGGGAGCGACCGUCGACCACAAAGACAAGGAUGGCAAGACUGCGCUGAUGGUGGCCGUGGUCAAUGGUCAUCAGCCUCUCGUGGAGCUCUUGCUCGACCACAAAGCAGAUAUCUAUGUGCAGAAUGAGUAUGGGAAGAAUGCCUUUGAUAUGGCACAUUCAUUAGAAAGACAGAGAAUCGUGAAAACCUUGGAAGAUUACCAGGAGAGAUUGACUGACAAAUCAUAUCAACACCAGCUUGACAAGGAAAAGAAGAAACACGCUAAGAAUGGAGAGCUGGUUGAAACUCCUCAACAAACCAAAGAGGUGGUCACGGAGUAAACUCUAACAGGCAGUCAAGCUCAAGUGGUCGUCCCUAAUGGAGUAAUCAUACAUAAUGAUGUCAUGAGUCAAUUAUUCAAGAUGUUUAUUAUGAGACAGAAAAGACUGGAGGCUGCCCUUCACAUUCAUGACAUGCUCAUACAAUGAAUUGUAAUUAGCUUUUGGUUGACAAUACUUCUUUGUAUAGCUCGGACCCUUCCGUAUGCUGAUAUUCACUGUCAUAGUCCAUAGCAUAUGAUCAUAAUGGCAAUUGUUGUCUGCUUCUACAUUUAGGUAGUAUACUGUUUACAUAAAUUGUAGGACAGAUGUCAGCUAUCCAAAGACAAUACCGGUUAUAUGGUAGAUUAAACCAGCAUCACAAUUUGUGCUAUGUUUAUUUGCUGAAAACCUUUAUUUUUUUAUCCUAUAAUGUCCUAUAAUAUUGUGCACCUAUUCAAUAGACUUGUGUGGUCAUCUGAUCAACCUCGGUCACUAAGUACUGGGGUGGGAACAAGGAGCUCUGUAGGUCUGUUCACUGUGUGUUCCUGUGACCAAGGUUGUUCAAAAGAUCAGGUACACAAAGCAAAACAUGAAAUGUAUGGUACUUGUGCUUAAUAGUUUGUGAUUGGAAUCUGAAUCAUUUCAUAUCAGCAUGGACACAAUGUAAUGCACCAUUUUCAAGGAAACUUUAUUUUUCAAUCGUAAGCGAUAACUUCUACUUCUAUGCACAUAAUCAUUAGCUCAAUAUAAACAUUCCGUCCAAUCCUUGCAAUAAUGCUCCAGAUGUAGUUUGACCUUGUGUCAUUGUUACCAUGACAGCAACUCCACCAACCCUGUGAUAUGCGUAUUUGUCUCUCCAAGGAUUGCUUCUGCGGCAUAUCUUAUCAGUAACUAAUUAUUCAUGUACACUUGCUCUUCAACGUACAACUCCUAUUUUUUGAUACAGUGCAGGUAUUCACAAAAUUCGAUGUCAUUGUCAUUUUUCAGAAUCAGUAGUACUAACAUCUCAGAUCUCGUAAAUGCUUACUGCCUUUUUCCAUGAAUUUCGUUUCGGUCUGUACAGACACAAUUGAAAAUUCUUUCGAAUUAAAAUUCGAGUGUUAAAUCUUUAAACAAAUGGCAUAGGCCUUUGAUAACCAGAACUGCAAUAAUAGGAUUUGUCAAUUGAUGGAAUCGAUCAGCUUUGGCUGCAACAAGUAGAUACUAGUCCAUUCUAAUACUGCUAAAGCGCUACCUAGCUGGACACCCUCUUUAUUAAGGACACUGGUUUCAGUCCAAAAUUGGUAUGGUAGUUUCUAUAGUAUUCAAUGUAACUUUUCUAAUCAGGCAACCUCUGUAUUAAGGACAGCACUUGUCAGUCCUAAUGGUGUCCUUGAUAGAGAGGUUCUACUGUACCAUGAAAUAACCAUGCCAUCCUAUUGUAGAGAUGUUUUGUGGAAAUAAAAUGUUGUUUAUAUAGUUU
Messenger RNA from Lineus longissimus, 2675 nucleotides. Its product is annotated as fibronectin type 3 and ankyrin repeat domains 1 protein-like. Lineage: Eukaryota; Metazoa; Nemertea; Pilidiophora; Heteronemertea; Lineidae. The transcript is spliced from 9 exons. Bases 110 to 1234 code for a protein of 374 amino acids. The record is from RefSeq and is a predicted model, not a curated record. Gene Ontology annotation, molecular function: protein binding. Gene Ontology annotation, cellular component: nucleus. Gene Ontology annotation, biological process: regulation of apoptotic process.